This is a messenger RNA of Galeopterus variegatus (Sunda flying lemur), 1579 nucleotides long. It is a transcript of the gene THTPA, whose product is annotated as thiamine triphosphatase. Gene Ontology annotation, biological process: thiamine metabolic process; dephosphorylation; thiamine diphosphate metabolic process. The transcript is spliced from 3 exons. Gene Ontology annotation, molecular function: magnesium ion binding; thiamine triphosphate phosphatase activity. The record is from RefSeq and is a predicted model, not a curated record. NCBI's taxonomy places the organism in Eukaryota, Metazoa, Chordata, Mammalia, Dermoptera, Cynocephalidae. The coding region runs from base 174 to 866 and encodes 230 amino acids.
AACGCCACAACGGGCCUAAUAUGGCCGCUGGUGCUGGGACCGGCCGGCGCGCGGAGAGCCAGGCCGAGGUCCAGCGCAAGGACUGCUCCCGGCAUUCCUCGCGAGUGUGGCGUGGGCUCCCUUCCCCCAUCUCCGGGCCCCGCGAGAGGGAGACCUUCGGGCUUUGAGGUAGCAUGGCCCAUGGCUUGAUUGAAGUGGAGCGAAAGUUCGUUCCAGGGCCUGGCACAGAGGAGCGGCUGCAGGAGUUGGGGGGCACCCUGGAGCACCGGGUCACCUUCCGAGACACCUACUAUGACACCCGUGGGCUGAGCCUUAUGCAGGCUGACCACUGGCUGCGACAACGAGAGGACAGAGGAUGGGAGCUCAAAUGUCCUGGAGCAGCAGGUGUCUCAGGGCUCCACACCGAGUACAUGGAAGUCACAGCUGAACCAGCAAUUGUGGCCCAGCUCUGUGAGGUGCUAGGGGCUGAGGGCCUGGGGACUGGAGUUGUGGCUGAUGUGCUGGGCCCACUGGGGCUGGAGGAAGUAGCUAGUUUUGUGACUAAGCGGAGUGCCUGGAAGCUAGUACUCCCAGGAGCUGAUGAAGAGUCGUCGCUGCUCAGGGUGGACCUGGAUAUGGCUGACUUUGGCUAUGCUGUGGGUGAGGUAGAGGCCCUGGUGCGUGAGGAGGCUGAAGUACCAACUGCCCUAGAGAAGAUCCACAAGCUUAGCAGUAUGCUUGGUGUGCCAGCACAGGAGACAGCACCUGCUAAGCUGAUUGUGUACCUACAGCGCUUCCGGCCUCAGGACUAUCAGCACCUGCUAGAAGUGAACAGCUCCAGAGAGAGGUCACAGGGGACUAAACAUCUUGACAGCAGCCUGGGCUAGAGAUGUCACUUCCUAGAAGGGGAAGGGGCCUCUGGGUCUAAAGGUGUCCACUCCUGGGCUCACUGUGCCUCUUCCCUUGGCUUCCCUUCUGAAGCGACUCCUCUCUCCCCAGAUCUGCCUGUUUCUUCACCCAACUCUCAGCUACCCUUCCUUGAGCCCUCCCUGGCUGCCUCUUCUCCCUCAUCCGUCAGAUGCAAUCUGUGGGCCGCCCCUCUCCCCUGGCCGCUAAGCAGCCUCCAUUGAUUUCCGCUCGUGUUUAUAGGAUUUCCACUUAGCCGUGAUCAGUAGUUAAGCACAGGAAAAUCCCUUGCUACCCCCGCUCCCUUGGUCGAUGCCAUUGAUUCUGCCAGCAGCUCCUAAACUGCCUUACAGCUGAGUUAGAGAUGAGGGGAGGCAGCAGGGAUUUCCCUGCCUUGGGGUUGUAGGGAAUAACAGCAGGUUGGGGAAAUGGUUGGGAAUCCCUAUUAGCAAUCUAGAAAUUCUGGUUUAUUUGGCUUCUGUGUGCAGCUCUGGCCCAGAGGGUAGAGUGCCUCCUGUGGAAGGGGCAAAUUAGCUCCCCAACCUGGAGAGGGGUGGAAAGUUAACCCUUCUUGUUGAGACAUGUUCCCAAGUCUCAGGAGAAGAUUCAUGUUUCAUGUAACAGAGCUCUUCCCUUGCUGUUAUUCAUACAUGAUUUCUACCUCAAAUAUACCCAAAUAUGGCUUUCCUCCCUG